AUGGCGACGAACGGCGGCGCUGGCAUCAUCCAGCCUGGCAUUUUCGAAGACCUGCAAAAGAAAAUUGACGAGGACACCGCCGUCAAAGAUGCGUUGCGCGACAUUGUCCAAAACCUCGAGAAGCAGGAUCGUGCUGCGCAAUCAGCUCUCUCCAGAGCCCAUUCGACCACCACGGCCAACAUGCCCACUGUGAUCAAAUCUGCUUCAGAUCACAUUGCCAGCGAGAUCGAGACGGUUCAGCAGCUGUCGAAGGUGGCGAGCCAGCAUCCAUACUAUCGCUUCAACUACGCCUGGUCGAGACAGAUGGAGAGUGUCUGCUUCUCGAUACUGCUAUGCGGUUGGCUUGGGGGAUUUGGAAAGAAUGAGGCCGGCCAGCUCUUGACUAUUGAGGAAGUUGGCCAGAUUCUGCAGAUCCCUGUCAACGUCAAGGACCGAGACACCUUCCAUCUGACCAUCGAGGAGUACCUGCUCUCACUCAUCUCUCUGCUCGAUGAGCUUUCCCGCCUGGCUCGCAACUCGGUAACUCUUGGAGAUUACCGCAGACCACUCCAGAUCAGCCAGUUCAUCAAGGAUGUCCAUGCUGGCUUCCAGAUCCUCAAUCUCAAGAACGAUUCACUCCGCAAGCGGUCUGACGGGAUCAAGUACAAAGUCAAGGAGGUCGAAGAUGUAGUGUACGACCUCAGUCUCAGAGGCCUGCUGCCCAAAGACCAAUAG
This is a messenger RNA of Zasmidium cellare ATCC 36951, 714 nucleotides long. RefSeq lists its product as uncharacterized. The coding region runs from base 1 to 714 and encodes 237 amino acids. Gene Ontology annotation, cellular component: cytoplasm; nucleus. The transcript has 7 exons. Gene Ontology annotation, biological process: RNA metabolic process. NCBI's taxonomy places the organism in Eukaryota, Fungi, Ascomycota, Dothideomycetes, Mycosphaerellales, Mycosphaerellaceae. The record is from RefSeq and is a predicted model, not a curated record. Gene Ontology annotation, molecular function: RNA binding; single-stranded DNA binding; sequence-specific DNA binding.